Messenger RNA from Opisthocomus hoazin, 903 nucleotides. The record is from RefSeq and is a predicted model, not a curated record. Lineage: Eukaryota; Metazoa; Chordata; Aves; Opisthocomiformes; Opisthocomidae.
AUGACUACUCUGGAUGAUAAACUGCUUGGUGAGAAGCUCCAGUAUUAUUACAGCAGUAGUGAGGGUGAGGAUGAAGACAGUGAGAAAGAAGAUAAAGAAGGGGAGAGCACUGUUCCUGAAAGCAUCAGCGAAGUGGAGCUGAGCGGUGAUGGCAGCGCAGUCAACACAGGUCCCAAAGGAGUCAUUAAUGACUGGCGAAGAUUUAAACAACUGGAAACUGAGCAGCGGCAGGAGCAGCGCAGAGAAAUGGAACGACUCAUUAAAAAGUUAUCUAUGACGUGUAGAUCUCACUUGGAUGAAGAUGCUGAUAAGCAGAAGCAGAAAGAGCUUCAGGACAAAAUCAAUGGGAAGAUGACGUUACAAGAAUAUAACAUGAUUCACAAUGAUGAAGAUGAUGAGGAGUUUUUACAGCGAUACCGGAAGCAGCGAAUGGAGGAGAUGAGACAGCAGUUGUACAGUGGGCAGCAAUUUAAACAGGUUUUUGAGAUUACCAGUGGAGAAGCAUUUUUGGACACAAUUGAUAAAGAGCAUAAGAGCACGCUGAUCAUGAUCCAUAUUUAUGAAGAUGAUAUCCCCGGCACCGAAUCGCUGAACGGCUGUAUGAUCUGCCUGGCUGCGGAGUAUCCAGCAGUUAAAUUUUGCAGAGUCAAGAGUUCGCUCAUUGGUGCCAGCGCUCGCUUUACUAAUAAUGCUCUGCCAGCUUUGCUGAUCUAUAAGGCAGGUGAGCUCAUCGGGAAUUUUGUGCGAAUCACUGACCAGCUUGGAGAAGAUUUUUUUGCUGUUGACCUGGAGGCUUUUCUGCAGGAAUGUGGUUUGCUUCCGGAAAAAGACCUGGUGCUCCUGACUUCUAUUCGUAAUCCAUCUGCAUGUUACAGUGAAGACAGUGAUCUGGAAAUAGACUGA